Pelagomonas calceolata is the source of this 3554-nucleotide messenger RNA. The record is from the annotation of a GenBank genome assembly. NCBI's taxonomy places the organism in Eukaryota, Pelagophyceae, Pelagomonadales, Pelagomonadaceae.
AAUACCAAACAAGCAAGACGGGCCUGCCCCAGGACCUCUGCACGCAGCCGACCGACGCCUCCGACGCGCACAGCAACAAGAGCUAGUAGGAAAACCGUCGCUCUCGAUGGGGCUGGAAGGCACAGCAGCAAUUAGCAAGCUGCCAACCGAGGCCGCACCGCGGCGCGCCGCACCGGUAAGCACCGCAGCGCGCCCUCCCAGCCCGGCCCUCCCAUCCCCCGGACGCGCGGCGGCCAACGCGCGCGCGCGCAGGCACACCCAACACCAGGCUCAGGAGGCACAACAACAGAAUGCGCGCGGCGGUGAUCCUGGCCCUCGCGGCGCUGCCCCCGGCGCGCGCGUCGGCCGCGACCUGCCACACCUACACGCCGGCGGAACAGGCCGACGCCACGCUCAUGUGCGCGUCGGCCGUCGACUACGACUUCGCGGUGCCCGCGGGCUUCCACCCCGACGAGGCCGCCAUUGCGUUGGUGAACGGCGACGACGCCGCCGAGAGCGCGCGCCUCCACGCGUCGCUGGAUACGCCCUGCAAGGCGGCGCUCAAGAAGCUCGCCUGUCGCUGCCGGCGCCCCUUCUUUUCUUCUCUCCGCGCCGGCCCGCCCACACUCGAACUCGACGCGGUCGCGUCGAUGGCGUCUUCAGGAAACCGGGUCGCCUCGACGACGUGCCGUCAGAGCGUCGACGCGUCGCGCGAGAGAGCCGCGGCCGUGUCGCGAUGGCCUUGUACAAAACUCACAAACGCCACGCAGGCCUCUCAACCCACGCCACGUGCGGCGCCACAUCAUCACCCUGCCAGGCGACCUGCGACGCCGUGUCCGCGGCCUGCCCCGCGCACGUGCUGACCGACCUCGGCGUGACCUGCUCCACCGACACGGCGACCUGCGUCAGCGGCCAGGACGUCGUCGUCGGCGCCGUGACCGAGGCCUACGAGGGCACGGCCUGCGCCGGUUUGGUGACUGACAUCGCGGUGCCGGCUGGGCCUCUGGUCGGACUCGGAGCAGAAAUGAAUUUGAGCUUGACGUGGUCGCGUCGAUGGCGUCGGCGCGAUGCCAUGCCGCCCUUGACGCCGUCGACGUGGCCGUCAGAGCGUCUACGCGUCUCGUGAGAGAGCCGCGGCAAUUUCGUGACGGCAUCGUUCAACACAGGUGGACCCGACAAUAGCUCCCCUCCAGCCCCCGUCCGUCGUCCAGGCCCUCGUCGAGGCCCGGGUCCAGGCCCUGCAGGCGCAGAUCCCGACCUGGGCGUCGGCCACCUGCCAGCGCGCCGCCCGCGCGGCCGUGUGCGCGCGACACGUUUCUCUACCAAUCAACGGCCUCCCGGCCAUUUCUGGUAUGCGACGGCGUCCUACUUUCGCAUUGACGCCGUCGACGGGACUCGCGCGUCCAUCGCCGUCGACGCCGUCGCGACGCGAGAGAGCGACGCAAUCGCGACUGACGGCGUGGCCUUCGCGUCGACGCCGUCGCGGCGAGAGAGAGAGCGACGGUCGACGCCGUCGAUUGACACUCCUUGAAACACAGGCCGCGAGACCUGCGACGACUACCGCCUCGAGUGCGCGGGCAUGCUGUCCAGGGCCGACUCCUACUUAGACGAUGCUUUGAAGCUGGACUGCGACGAAAGGGGCGACGGGUCGUGGGGCUUGUCCGGUCCUUCAUCCCAGUCUCCUGGUACGACGGACGACGCGCUCCUCAACACUUCACUAGUUGUAAUCGACUUCGGCACGGCCAACGACCUCGACGCGUCCACCCCCAUCUCCUGCGGCCUGGGCAUGGCCUUCGUGAAAGAUCCGUCGCGGCCGAACCAGAACAAGGUCUCGCACACGGCCUGCGCGAUCACGUGUCCUCCUCCUUUAUAUCCGAGACGCUGGACCUUCACGGGGCCCUACUUGCAAUGGCGAGGUUUGAUCAGCUGGGUCCUCUGGCACAUCACCUUCUUCCUACUCAUAUGCUUUACGUUCUCCUACAGUUGGAUCUUACCGGAACAUUUUAAAGAUAACUACCACUGGUUCAUGUGGUUCUUCUCUUUGUUGUUCACGCUGGAGGUGAACUGGGCGGCGCGCUACAUGGCCGUGUCGCGGAACGUCCACGUCGGCGAGAUUUUAUGUGUUGAUCAAACGGCCCCAUCAAUUCAGGAGGACUGGAACGAGUGCACGUGGCUGGCUAUUAUUGCGGGCUACUUCUACCGGUUGACGCCCUUCGUCUUCGUCGCGUCGGCCACGGACCUACUACUACGCGUCCGUUACUUGUAUUCCCCGAAAGAGGUCUGGCGCUUCUUCAAGCUUUAUGGGAUGCCCCUGACCUACCUUUUACCGUUCUUCCUCGAUACGUUGCCGAUGAUUUUGGCCGGGAAGGCGGGCUACGACAAUAGUCUAGACUUCUACUACACGCACGACGGGUGCCACGGGGCGUCGCGGACGAAGACGCACUCGAUCUAUGUGGAGGCCGGCUGCUAUGUGGUCUACUUCGUCGUCAUCUUCACGGCGUUGCGCGAUCUCCAUAGGAACGUGCGCGCCGUGCGGGCCGGCGUCGAAGUCGUCGCGUCGACCUCGACGCCAUCUUCAUGAUAUCUGCUCGAUGGCGUGCACCCGACGCACUCCACGCCAUCGACGCGCCAUCGACGCGACCCCGACGCACUGAUUGAUUCCCACGCAGGUGCGGGCCAUGACCAAAAAGGUCACGGAUUUUAAGGUAGCGAGAAGUGACUUACCGAAGUCCGCGACGUCGAUGGUGACCAUGAAAGCUAAACAGAUGGUCUCGAAGUUCGACUUAGAUGUCCUGAAGCAGCCCCUGACCUUCAACAUCAUCAUCAUGAUCAUUCCGGUCGGUAGAGUGCAGUACAUCUACACGUCACUCACAGCUGCCGGCCGCUAUAUCGGGAACUGGGAGGACUGGACGAGCUGUGCGCUCGCGCACUGGAUGCUGCCCGUCUCGCAGCAGAAAGCUGUUUGUGGCAAGUUUCCCGCCCACCUCAUGAUGCGCAAGGACGGCCGGACGGCCGACUCGGGGGAUCUCUUCGUGUCGAUGAAUGGUUUAGUGGUCUACCUCAUGUUCCUGUUCUGCGUCGUCUGGCUGACCAAGGACUUCACGCUCUCGCAAGAAAACGUCAAGUUGUGCCUCAAGCACUACCCCUGGUCCAAGAAGUACAUCCCGCGCUGCUUGAUGCAGAAGAAGAAGAAGGCGGGCUUCGCGGACCGGUUGAUCUCGUCGAUGACGUGGGAGCAAGCGAAGAACUUAAAGACGGAGGAUUGGACGGGGGGCGCCUAGUAUUGGCCGCGUCUGCAUGAUCAUUUCCUCAUGAUGUCCCCGCGCAGGUCCUCGGUCGCGGCGAUGGACUCGACGGCGUCCACGGACUUCAGCAGCAUGGACUCGGCGACGACGGCCGCGUCGACGACCAUGCACUCGGCGGCCUAGCUCCGCCGAAACACGUUGCCGCGCCGCGCCUCCCCCCCCAACGGCCGCGGCGCGCCGUGAUGUUCCCCCUACCCAUCCCGUUGUGGUGUAUUAGCAUCCGUGUAACGUUGAUCCCCUGUAUUAUCACAACAUUCUACUUACUAAUCC